This is a messenger RNA of Bactrocera neohumeralis, 15495 nucleotides long. RefSeq lists its product as uncharacterized. The coding region runs from base 708 to 10085 and encodes 3125 amino acids. The record is from RefSeq and is a predicted model, not a curated record. Lineage: Eukaryota; Metazoa; Arthropoda; Insecta; Diptera; Tephritidae. Gene Ontology annotation, molecular function: guanyl-nucleotide exchange factor activity; protein binding. Gene Ontology annotation, biological process: actin cytoskeleton organization. The transcript is spliced from 18 exons.
AAUGCAACGAAUCGAAAAAAUUGAGACCAGCGACUUCCAAUCACAGCGAAAACUUUAAGAACGUGCCGUUUGACGAGCACUGCGAGGGUUCUAAGGGCCGCUGUCGUUCACUGAGCAGUAGUGACUCCGCGGUCGAAACGAGUAAGGGCUGUUGCUGUCCGAGCCACUCGGAUAACUCGAAAUCGUGUUGGAAAACCAAGCGAAAGCAGAUAAUUCGGCAAAGUUCACAUGCUUCCGGCUUAAACGAAAACGCUAGGACAACCACAGAGGCACCAGCGCAAUCCGCAACAACAACGGCAGCAUCAGCGACUACAUCACAAUUGGCAAUAUUUCGCGGCCGAUAUGCAAGCUGCAGCGAGCAUACGCUUCUAGCCGGUCCACGAGAUGUGCCACAGAAGAGCGGGCGUGUGUACAAAAAGACCUCGACAUCGCUGCCAACAACGCCGAACUUGAGUCAUUUGCGACGGCCGAAGCCGGUGCAAUACCAGAAGCUAUCGCUGGAGUCCGCGGAUAUCGAUGAUGUGAGACAGUUGACGCGUACGCCGAGACAGACGUAUGCAAACAGCCUGCAACAGCUGCAGAUUUCAACAAAGAAGUUGCAAAAUACGACGAGCGAAAGGGGCUACACGCUGUUGGGGCAACAGCACGACCAAGCGCACCAACCAGUACGAGAGCAACAGCAGCAGUCGCUGCCGCUGCAACAGCAAAUGAUCAUUGGCAAUGUACUGCCGGCAUUGGCAGUCCAUGGUGAUGGUACCAAUAAAAGGCGGCAUGUACUGGAAGUAGCGCAUACAAAGAAAAAUGAAUUUAUAUAUGCGAAUAACGACAACAACAAUACUAACAACGAAAAUUUGAAUGAGAGCGCAUCAGUUGAGCAUCUUCCCACUUUGACGCCUACGGCAUCGUCAACAGCUAGCGAUUUGGCAACACAACCACUGAUCGAUCAAUAUGCCAGCAGCCAGCCGAACGAUCAGAAUGAUCAAAAUAAUGGCCACGCGCCCUUAUUAUUAUCGCGGCUGCCAUCUCAGAUGCCACUGUCGGCUCCGCAAUGCUCAGUUAGCACAACGUCGACAAUACAAACGACUCAACCCGCCAACUCGGCCAACACGGCCCACUCGACAGUUGUUGCCAAAAACACUCUGGCCUUUUGUGAGCACUGCUGUGCAGAAAGAACUAGCAUGGCUAGCGGUGAUUAUUCUCAGGGCGCAUACGCCGAGCGCACGCGAAAUUUCAGUGAUGAGGACUACGCGCGAUGUUAUCGCGAGAACACCGAUUCAGUCUCCGAUCUGUCGUCGUACCGAUUCGUUUCCGAUGAGGAUGAAGUAAGCGCGUGCAUCGCCGCUAACGAAACAGCUGUCACAGAGAAUAAUUCCAACAACAAAACUAAACUUUACAAUAUCAAAAGAAACAACAGCAAUAAUAAUAACAACAACGUAGCACAAGACAGAAUAUUAGCCAAAAACUGUCGCAUUUUAUCUCCCGAACCGUCGCGCCAGCAAACGCACUCGCACUCGCAUUCGUGUUCGUGUACGUCCCCGCCAACGUCGCCGCCGUUGUCGCCAUCAUUGUCGGCGCGAACGAGUGGUCUGUUGCCAACAUUGUUGACACCCGCCGCCACACAAACGACAAAAACAACAGCGUCGCGUCGUGCUUCCCCCGCCAUUUGUUGUUAUACAAUUGACAAACCCGUCAGCGUGCAUUAUAACGCGACUGUUUUGGAAUACGUACCAAAUGAAACAAAUACAUUCUUAGUAACACCUACGUCGGGGCAGAUAACCGCAACAGCUCAUCUGCCAAUUCGUGGCACUGACACUGCUAGGAGCGCCUAUACUUUACCGUCGGAAGCGCGCGACUCUAGCGAAUUCCCAUGUCAGGAGGGUCUCCUAUCGACGUCUUUACCCAGCGAUUAUGGUAGUGUGAGGAGCGCUGCCAAUCACUUGCAGCACACGCCACAGUCGUCAACAAAAUAUAAGCCCCCGCCGCCAGAACCACCUCCCAAACCAAAGCACGAAGCAAGAACUAUCUAUCAGACAGCAAUUUAUUCGAGUUCAAGUGCGUCAGUACAAGACCAACUGGGUGUGUUGGAGACGCGAUUCCACAACGGCGAGCAGAUUUGUAGCAAUGGUCAAAAUAUCCAAAGUAAGGUAAAAAAGUUUGAACAUACAAGCGCCUUGAUUGAGCCACAAACGCAAAGAUCUUCAAGCUAUCUAUCGCCUUUUAUUCCCAAAAGCGUAGGAAAUUAUACGCUUAAUGAGGAUUCCAACAGAACCGAGGAACGUUGGUCACAAUCGUUGCGCUCUCUUGAACGCUCCGUUUCGCCAGAGCACUGUGAGCUGUUGAGUUGCUUUGGAACGGUUAAAAAUACCCGAAGCGAGUCCGCAAACACCACAACGAAAAUAAAUAAGCACGACGAGCGACGAGCAGAUGACGCACGGCGAAGCAAAGAAAAUAGCCGCCACGGUGAAGACUGCUUAAAAAGGAAUAAUAGAGACAAUAACGACGACAAGGAAACGAAAUUUGUCGCGCGUAGCUUAAGCGAAAGCAGCUGUUCGGUGUCGGUGGCAACGUCGAUUGCCAAUGAAAAGUGUGCCAUCGAAAACAAAAAUAAUCAUCAGCAGCAGCAGCAACAAGUGCAAGCAUAUCCGCAGCAACCACGUCACCAACAAAAACAGUCACCCGUGCAACCACCAACACCACCGACACAUCACCAUAAUAAUAUUAAUAAUAAACGGCGUAAUUGUGGAGACUCCGAGCAAACUCAAGCGAGUGCAGCCAACGGGAAAAAAUCAGCGUCGACAAGUGUUAAUUCUGUCGCCACUGUAACUGACGGUGUGCUCGACGCGUCUGACACAUUUUACCCGCACACCGUGUUCAGUGCUGGCGGCAGCGCCUGUGGGGAGUGCAAUAACAACUACAACUGCAGGGCAAGGAGUCACGCGGAAUAUACGCGUUCGGUGCCCGCAUCAUCUGCAUAUCCUUUCACCGCAAGUUCGGAGUCGUCGUGCCAAAGUUCGCAAUCAUCAGUUGCCUACGUAACUUCGCCGUUACUGAAACACACGCUGCGCUACGAUAGUUACGGUCGUUUGAAGUCGGAACGCGUUUCGCGCCUUCCCACCAUCACCAGGUCACUAGCCAAUGGUCGCAAAGCGGCUAGUGAGACGCGUUUGCAUCGUGCAUAUCAAAAUGUCUCUACCACGUCUAAAUAUGACUUGCCCACAUCUUUGUCGGCCACCAAUAUUAAGCUAACACCGACUUUUUGUCGUAAAUUCAAUUAUUUUAGUGACAACUUCGAAAACUGUGUGGCCGAAUGUGAAGAAUUUGAGUCAGAAGUUGAAUCUACAGUUGUUGAAUGUGAGAACUCCCAGCAACAAAAGCGGGACACUAUUGAAGAAGUUGUGCAAAACCUUGUACCAGCUGUCACCAAUGCCGGACAAAUAGAAGCAAAUACGACAGAUGUAUCUCAAUCGGCACCUGUGCGUAAUGUCACCACUUGCCACGCGUUCGACAAAGAAUUGGACUUGAAUUUUACAAAGACAGUACCACCACAACAACAGAUCUAUAAAUCUUUUAGUGAUACUCAAAAUAACAAUAACAACAAUAUAACUGGGGGUAAAUCAAAACGUUUUUUUAGUGACUAUUCGCUGAAAUCGGACUUUGCCGAGUCAGACAGUAAUUUGCCGUGUCGGUGUUCUGUUAAGCAACUCGCAUCACUGACCGAAGCGAUAUCUCCCACUUCGCCAACGUCGCCGAUCUCAUUAAAGUCACCGAAAUCUUCUGGUGGUUUGAAUCAAAAGAAUUCACAAUCUCUGCCAAGUGUUCCACAGUCGAAUGGUAUACAAAGUCUAUUAUGGCUUAGUAGUGAGACCAUCGAAUCGUCGCGCGAGAAAUCUUUUGUCGACGAUUUGCAAUCGAAUUGUAGUGAUCAGACAACAAUCUUUCAUUUGGAUAACGAAUUUUCGCAUUCUGCUACAUCUUUGUCUUCGACUACACAAACCGCUACUGAGAGUGGUGGCAACACUCUACACAGACCUAUAGUGCUCAAACGCAUUCCAGCCAUACAAUCGUUUGGAUAUAGUCCAUCAAUCGAAACAAGCUCGCUGGGUGCUAAUGCGCCUGAAAACGACGAGAGGGAGAUUAAUAUGGAGAAGCGUAGAAAUACUUUGGAUCGUUUCCAACGUUUGGGUUUUGGUCGGAAGUCGACUCCAGCAUCGAGCGGUGCAUCAGCGGAUGGCAGUGGCUCGUCGCGAAAUCGAAAAUCGAACGAAAAAUCCGAAAGAUUAAGAGAACUAACUGAGCUACUGCGCGGAAAUAGAUCCUCGCCUACUCCACCACCUGUACCACCGCCACGUAAGCCCCGUAAUGGAUCACAUUCGGCGUCGAAUAGCUUGGAGCGGGCUGACACUCAAGGACAUGCGCCCGCAGUGAGGACUGCUUCUGCCGGCACCUACUCCAUUGAAAGUGUCGAGCCGCCAACGUCAUUCACGUCAAAUCGCAUUGAUGAUAUCAUGUUGAUGGACCAGGAGGAGGACCAAGGUGCAAACAAGACGAAAUCAGGUGUUGGUGAUUGUGCAAAACAAAUCAAUACUUCCUCGCUUGUGGCAUCAACAGCAGCAGGAGAAGAUGUAGGUAUGCCAACUGGAGCAGCAGCGGCACAAGCAUCAACAAACCGUUUAUACGAUACACUCAAACCAAAUACGAGUCUGUCGAAUUUCGAAUCGUUAAUGAGCAGAGAGAAAUCAAAGUCGCCGCCGCCGCGAUCUUUUGCUAACAUCGUUGCGAGUAGCGCUGUGAAUGCGGACGAUGCGCGACUGGCCGACAGUUCAAGUAUAGCUACGAAACUGGCGAGACCAGAAUCUCGCACGGUAAUCGGUUCAUAUACCCAAAAGGGUAUACCGUUUCGGUCGGCGUCGUUUUCACAAAUUGACCUUUCGUCUGGAAAGUACAAAAAGUCUUCGUGGAGCGCAUUGCGUGAUCGGUUGUGGCGUGACAAAGUUGUUGGCUCAGUUGAUUCAGCGACCAAUACGAAAAAGCCAAGUAACAGUGAAGAGGCGAGAAACUGCUUGACUCCUGCAGUACAAAUCGAAGGGAAAGUGAAGUCCGAACCCGAUUGGAUUUACAUUCCAUUGAAGAAGAAAUCCGAAAUGAGUAUUAAUUUAAACUACGGUCAGGAUGUGAAGAGUUUAGAAUCGCCAGACGUUAUACCGGAGGAAGACAUAUUUAAUACCGAUUUGGAACACGCAUCGACUACUACAGAAGACUGCAGUGCUGAAGUUUUACAGCACAACCUUGUUAUUGCGCACGCGAAAAUGGAAUCGUUGACAGAUACAAUACAAUCUGAAAAUGACUACACCAUUGAUGCGAAAGAAGUUGCGGUCUCUAUUGAACCAGUGCCGGCAGUUGUGGAGGCGGCGGAGGGCUUAGUUGAAAAAGCCGAAGUGAUUGAACAGCCGACCAUUCUAGAACCCAUUAUCGCCGAUGUUAUCGAACCAAAUGUAGCCACGUUAGUGGAAGAAAGAAUCGCGUUGGAAUCUCCGCCAGACAAUUUUCUGCAGACGGCUACUACUUGUCUAAUACCGGUGCCAGUGUAUGAAUGUGCUGCACAGGAUUGGCGCUUAGAGAACCCACCACAGGAGUGGGUGGAAGUGCAACCUGAAGAGUUUGGCAUUAUACCGGAAACAAUAGAGCCACUACACUCACUAAACGAUUGUGUGAAUGUGAAACCUAUACCAAAAACCGCGCAGGAGUAUCGUGUGGAAAAUGUACCGACGAUCUCAGUUAGCCGUUCCUCUGAAGAGGCAGAUGAUAAAUGUAUUUUGAGAAGAAAAGACACGUUCGACGAAGAAUUCAGUGAUCUCGUAGAGCGCCGUCAAGCUUCAAUAGAUACUGCAGAGCUUAGUAAACGCUAUAGCCAAGACGAUAUAGAUGUCGGAAAGGAAAAGCGAGCAUCAUUUGAUGCAAUCACUACACGACACAGUGCAGACGAACGUAAACGUAUCGAUAAGUCGAAACGAAGGAAGGGUAUGUACAUUGACAAUGCUGCGUGGAAUGAAGCUGAUAGUGUAGAGGCGCACAAUCGAGGUCUGGCACUGGACAUUUCAUUAGCAACCAACAUGAAUGUGAUUAAGCCGAAUACAUCGGAGGAUUGUGGUAUUAUGUAUAUCAAUAGUCCACCCACUGAUGAAAAUAGAACCCCAGGUUCGCUAUACUCACCCGAAAUAAAUACUCCCGAAUCUGAUAAACCACUAGUUUGGACAAAAGCUGAUCGGCUUACUAGUUUUAGCUUGCAAAGUUCCGAAGAGAAGGAUGAAUUACAGAGUGGGAGCCUUAGUGCGGAUUCGGUGUCUGACAACGAGAGCGAUCGAGGUACAUCGCAAAGUCGACAACGUGCCAGCCCCAGCCCCGUUCCAGGCGAUUACGAUUUCAAAAGAUUUUCUAAACGACCACUACGUGGACCAUAUGGUCAAAUGUUGGAGAAGGAAAUGAAAAAGCCUAAUAAAAUGCACUACGAGGAAAUUUUAGAAGACCUUCGGGAGUCCGAGAUCUCAUCGCAACCACGUCGCCCACGUGCCGCCUACGAUGACUCCAGCGCCCUUACAACGAACACAGCGCGUAACAUACCUCACCAUUCGAACUCGAUGCGAGUUCGCAAGUCGAACACAUACCUGCCCGUACCUGCUCACACGCGUGCUGCGUCCACACCUUCCAAAAUAGAAAAUGUGAAUAAAGACAGCGGAAUCGGCAGCUUGGAUAAGAUAAAUCCACAUGAAAAACGUUAUCAAAGCACUUUGGAUAACUCCGUGACCCGCGGUGAUAAGAAUUAUCUUGAUGCAGGUCAUCAUUAUGCCCAACAACAUCAUCAUCAGCGUGAAAUAAAACGCGCAGCUUCCGAGGCUCCGGUCCCGAAAAGCCAUCACAGCAAACGCAGCCAGUCUAUGAGUGGUGAGAAAACAGCCUCAGGCGGCAAUCACAUAGCACAUCAAGCGAAGCGAAGCCUCGAUGCGACCACUGGCGCAGGUGCCAAGACCAAAAGCGGCGCUGGUAAAAACACAACUGUGGUGCCGUCACAGGAGCUGCUGGCCGAGUUGCUGAAAGGCUCCAGCGAAAAGUUGAUAUCUGAGCAGAGGAAACAAAUGGCUGCGGACACACGUACACAUGUGGUGCAGGAGAUCUUACGCAAUGAACAGUCUUAUGUCGAGUCACUGCAAACAAUCGUCUCAAAAUAUUUUAAGGUACUCAAGUCUCCCGAACAUGCUGGCAUGAUCGAUACUCGCACCGUGGAUGAGAUAUUCUUUAUGGUACCCGACAUACUGGAAAUACACCAAAAAUUCCUGGCUGAGUUGAAAUCGCGUUGGGAUGGUUGGGAGGCAAACCAAAAAGUUGGCGAUGCUUUUCUGGAAACGUUUUCCAAGUUGGAAGUUUUGGAGGUGUAUACAUCGUUUGUGAAUAACUGUAAUCGUGCCAAGAAUGCUAUCCGCUCUACGAAACAUCAGCGACCCUCGUUUGCGAAAUUCCUAGAAAUGACUGCACGUGAGCAUAAAGGCAAAUUAACCCUGGACAAUUUGCUCAUCAAACCGGUGCAGAAAUUUCCAAAUUACGAAAUGCUCUUUCAAAGACUCAUAAAACACACCGAUCGCGAUCAUCCCGACCAGAAACAUCUGCAGGAUGUGCUCAAGCUUGUUCACGAUAUACUUGUCCAUAUCAAUUGUAAAGAGCGUGAAAUUCUCGAAAAUGGUCAACGCGAGGCGACAUUGCGUGAACUUGAGGGCGUUAUCGAGGGCAUAACAGAUCUGAUAACAUCCGAUCGACAGUUUCUACUUUUCGAUUUGGUUUCGAUGCCAUCGGGUCAAGGGGCGCGUAAAGAGCGUGGCUUCUUUCUCUUUAAUGAUCUAUUAGUGUUGACGAGCAUCAAGAAACGCAGCGGCACAAUACGAAAACCCAACCCUUCUACCUGCCCAGGUACCGUGGCCUCAACACUGGAUACCAACAAAUAUAAGUUCCUUACCAAGAUCUCGCUGGAUUGCUUAGAAAUCGUGAAGACGAAAGAUGAAAAUGUGAAGCGCAUAAUGAACGAAAUCGAAAAUUUAGCCGAAGACUGUAAUAAGUUACAACAAAUCGCCGAUGUCACUGCAUCACUCAAGUAUCCACAUCAGUAUCUGGAGGAUGUCAUACGUGAAUUACUGCGAGAUGUACAGCGUCAGCUAUCGGAGCGUCAGACCAAUGACACACAAUUGAAUAUGCUGGAUCUGCUGGUUAACUCACCGAAUGGAAGUCAGAAACUCUCGAUCGUCUUCAGCAAAGCUGAGAAACGCACACAGUGGGAGGAGACCUUCAAUGAAGCUAAACAGAAGUUGGCUGCCACUCUCGAGCGACAUCCCAUUCCAGAGUUUCUGAUGUCCAUACCGAUACGUAAAACCCGCGCUGGUUUACAGUUCACUUGUGCCGCAGCAACGCUCAGCGAAAAGCGAGACGUGUGGGUGUGCAACAGUGACGGCUAUGUGGGCCAAGUCUGCAUAAUGUCCCUCUACCCGGAACCGAACGUCACUAGCUGCAAUGGCGUCUGUAAUGCGCGCAUUCUUUGUGUAGCCUCCGUACCCGCCUACAAUUCGAGCAAUAGAAAUUCCACAGGCAGUGGAACGCAGCUGCAACAACAGGCACAACAAACGCUCCCACGCAGCGCCAGCACCACACCGCAGCACAGUUACACACAACAAUUGCGCGAUUAUCGCAAAAGCAUUUCUCCGAACUUCCAGCCGCCCACAAUGAUUGGUACACCGGAGAAGAAAAAAACGCCGUCGGCACCGACAGCUGGCGUGGUGAACCCCAUUGGCACCUGCGCUGGUAAGGACAGUGCAAAUGGUGACGCUAGCGGUGACAACCAACUGGAUUUGAAUCUCAGCUCCAGCGAUGACGAAACCGACACAGCUCUAGCGAACGCCAGCGGCUCUGUUGGCGGCACCGUCAACACUGACAGCGGCACAAUUGAACGCGUACCAAGUCCGGCGCCGUCAACACAGACAAUCGCCUCUAUGACAUUGCCGGGUAGCAGCAGCAGUGGCACGCCAUCGCACCACUCACAUCAAGACUCGAAUCCGGAUGAAGGAGAAGGCAAUUUAUCAACAAUGUGGAUCGGCACUGAAGACGGUUGCAUUCAUGUCUACAAUAGCACCGAUAAUAUACGCAUCAAGAAGAACCGCAUAAAGAUCGAACAUCAGUCGGCUGUGUAUUCCAUAUUGUACCUAGACAAUAGGGUUUUUGUCUCCCUAGCUAAUGGUGACAUUUGUGUUUACUUGCGUGAUGGUGUUGUCUGGAAUACCAGUUCGUCGCACUGUCUUUCAAUCGGUACUGUAACAAGUCCCGUUACGAAGUUGCUGAAUGUGCAUGGAAAACUAUGGUGCUCCAUACAAGGCAUCAUAAAGGUUUUAGAUACAGAGACUUUGUUGGUGGUAAACCAAAUACAAAUCUCAUCUGAUUCGAAACCUAUUACCAACAUGACGGUGUCGAAUAAUUACGUGUGGAUUUCGAUACAAAAUUCGGCACAUAUCAAGUGUUUUCAUUCCAUGAGCCAUCAGUUAAUAGCCGAAGUUAACUUAGCGCCAGCUGUGAAUAAAAUGCUCUCGAAUUGUGAUGAGAUUAUACGCCAGCACAAGGCCGCCUGUUUGCGUGUCACCUCGCUGUUGUCCUGCCGCGAUCUCAUUUGGAUUGGCACCAGUGCGGGCGUGUUGCUCACCAUACCAGCGCAAGGCUUCGAGAAGGGAGUACAAACUGUGGUGCCCACUGGCAUUCCACACGGCCACACCGGUCAUGUGCGUUUCCUGACAUUCGUAGAGACGAGUGGUCUCAGUGCAGAAGGCAGCGGCAGCAGUACAGGGUCCACGGGACGCGAUAACGACAGCGCUGUGAGCAGCAAUGAAUACAGGAGUCAUAGUUCCGCGAAGCAUAUGAAACCGAAAGCGGAAUCGAGUACCAUACUAGUGAUAUCCGGCGGUGAUGGCUACGAGGACUUCCGCAAUUCGGGUGCAAAUUCGUUAAGUGAAAUCGCCGGCCGCGAAGACAGCACCAAUCAUUUACUGAUAUGGCAAAUUUGAAGUAGGCGACGCAAGAACCGUUGGAAGGAAUUGCUUUCACGGUGGAAAAACAACAACUAGUGGUGGCAGCGUAGUCCGGGCGGAUACCGGCGAAAGCGUGGAAUCAAUCGACACACCAGCACGAGCAUCUAAAAUGCGACGUUGCAGCGACGAGCGAUUCUCACGAAACAGGUGCGAUUUUAUAUUGCGUAACAAGCUUCGCAGGAGCCGACCGUUCACUACACAAGGAUAAACACAACCCCCAAAACAAACACACAAAUAAACACACAAAUCGACGAAGUUGUUGGGUAAUGUGAAUGGACAAUUUAUAAUUUGCGAUUUCGAGAUAGAGAUUUUGUGAGAGAGUUUAAAUUUUUUACCUUUUUUGGCGGGAAAAGUGCGCGAAUGUGCGAAAAUGGAAAAUGUGAGAUUGGCAGAUUAUAGUUGCUGAGAAACUUACCUUGGCGUCUAUCAUUGGCGGCACUUUCGUCACGUGUGCCGAAUUCAAACACAACAAUUCGAAAAGAGAUCGUGCAAAACGCUUUUAUCAUUAGGAAAACCAAACAAUAUUUGAAAUCGUGUGUACCUUCAUACCUAUUUACAUUUUUAUAUAUGUAUAUGUAUGUGCAUGUAUAUAUGUAUACAGGCAAAUGGUGAUUGUGAAGUGUUUAUUCACAAGAUUUGAGAAUUUGCCUAAAAUCGAAACCUCUUUGCUCCAUUCUAAACAGCUGUUUACAACAUACUCGUACAUAGCUGCAAUACAUACAUACAUACUUACUUACAAAUAAGGUUAAGAACAAUAUUCCUAUACAUAUAAAUAUAUUUACAUAUUACUUGCAUACAUACACACACAUAUUUUAAUUACAUUUAUAGACUAAAUUACCGCACACACUUUUAUAUGGAAGAACCGUUAAAUACUUGCGCACACGUGUGUACAUGCAAAAAAGGCAAAUAAAACACGAAAAAACGGAAAUAAUAAAUUUUAUUGAACUGAAACUGAAUAAUGUGCCAAAAUGUGUUUCCUUUGCUAUAACAAUUGUAAAUUAUCAAAUUUCAAACAAUAUACAUAUGUAUAUGUAUAUACAGGCAUACACUAAUUUAUGUACAUAUAUAUGUAUCUAAACAAAAUGUUCAAUGGCGGCGCAUACAUACAUACGCAUAUUUGUAUGUAUUGGAUUUAGACAAAUCAGCUCGGACAGCUCCAACUUGUGGCGCUAGAGCGAGAAACUAUUUUCCUGAUUUAAAAAACAAAAACAAAAAGAGAAACAAAAACAAUCUUUUUUGUAUAUUAAGCAACUUAAAAACGUAGCAGAAUGUAUAAAAUAUAUAUGUACAUAUAUACUAUAUAGUACAUAAUAACUGUAUAAAUACUACUUACAAACAAAUUGAUUGAGAACAAACAUACAUACCUAGAAAAUUAUAUUUAAUGGGCGCAACGGCAGAGUCCCGGAAAUACUUAUAAGUAUGUGUAUUUGAACCGAUUGAACAAUAAUUAAAUAAAUCUACUAUUUAAGCACUAUUUACAAUAAACAUUAACUAAGCUGAAACUAUUAACAAAUUAUACUGGUAAUUGUUUAAAAUAAAAUAUUAAAUAAUUAUAUAAAUUAUAUUGAAGAUUAUCAUCAUUGAAGCUACAAAGUUAAAGUUAAUAAAACUGUAAAAACAGAACUCUUACAAAAUUAAGUUUUCCAGGGAAAUGUUAUGUAUAGCAUAUAUAAGGAGUGUUAAGGAACUGAAGUUUCGAAACUCACAUGUGUGAUUCAGUGAGACAUUGCAAAGCAAGCUUGACUAAGCUGGGAGUGGUGUGAGAUACAUGAGAUUUCGAAAGCAAAAAUCAAAAGUAGUUGAAUUUUCUUUUAAAAAACUAAACUGAUAAGUGUUAGCCGCAAGUCUAAAUGUUUAAAGGUCGCCUCUUUGCCUGUAACCAGUGAAGGAUCGCGAUUUGAAACCCAAACCCAUUUUUUCCACUAAUUAACUGAACUCUUAAGGGGGCCGCAAUUUUCCGCAGCUUUUGGAACUGAAAACCGAACCACUUUUUAUAAAGGUUAAGGGUCGGUGCAACAUUUUUACUAACUGUAAAUUUAACUUUAUACAAUACAUAUUCAUUUAGCUUAAUUGACGCCUGUUGCGGUGCUCGGAGAAAUAUAAUAAAAGAAUCUGCGAAAAGUUUCAUAAAUUCUGUGCCAAUGGGAUACUUUGAACUUCACGUUUGUCUGUACAUGCACACACACAAACACUUAAGCAUUCUCUAUUAAAUGCUGGGUUUCACUUAUAGUGUUCUAAAAUAAUUAUUUAAUCUUUUUUGUUGUUUGUUCAGAUUUGCAUUUAGUAAUUAAUUUGUAUUUUGUUGUGGGAGUUCACAUAUUUUAGUUGUAUUGUCGUGUACAAUUGUUUUUAAUAACUUGUAAAAACAAAUACUUAAAUAUACGGGAUAAUACUAAGGCACUUCAGUAACUGGACAAUCGCAAAAGUUUGUGUUGCAAGUCUUCCACUUACAAGAAACUAGAAAAUUUACAACACUCACCAGAAAUGCCUUUCGCUAACUGUUAUGUUAUGUUUCUAUGUUUAACACUUAUGUUAUGCUUGUUCCUUAGAAUUCAACAUAAUAACGGAGGCUUUGUACUCUUGCCGAUAAUUAGACCACAAUCAUCCAUUUAGUUGCUUUUAGAUUCUUAGCAGUUCCGAAAGCGCCCAAUGAUUUUGAUCGGCCAACCAUACAAGUUGAAGAUCCACCGCUACGACACCCAGUUCACUUAGAUAAUAUGUAUAUUGUAGUAUACAUAUGUAUAUCUUUUAUUAUACUUGUUGGCACUGAACUCUGCUUUCUCUAGCUUUUUGUCGGCAGGAAGCGGUACCGAUAUCGGGUUUCCCGAAAAGUUGUUUGUUAUAACACCGAGGGUAUUUUUGAAGAUUGUCGAAAUUGUCCUUUCAUAAUGAUCAGCAAUAGGUGAUGCAUCACGCCACUUAAGCUUUAUAAAAUUUUCCAUGUAACCUUAAACUCAAAAGAGUGUCUGCGACCGAUUUGUUGAGAAUUAUUUAUAAAUAAUUGCACAUCUAUUAUUGUUGUGAUUUUGUAGUGGCAUGACGCAAUGAUCAAGUAUUGUCGAGGUGGAAGUCAAAUAGGGGUCAAUCAAAUUAUAUACGUAGAUCAGACUAUUCUUCUUCAAAAAUGAUGCUUUCGCUUAAAGUAUAAAGUAUUUGAAACCUUUCUCAGCACAUAAAUAACUGUUUCAGAGAAAUUAGGUUCCUGUCGAAUUCUUCGGUUAAGUCUUCAGAUUGGGGUUUUGCGGCAAGUUUCCUUCAACAAGAGGUAAACAUUCUCUCCAAGUUAAAAAAAAGAAACAUUUAAAUUAUUGUAAUAUUAAGUUUUUUUCUGUUCAGUAACCUGGCAGAUGUUGUGGUUCAGUUGGGUUUCCUGUUAUGUUGAAACACCCGUUAUUCCCGUCAUUUUUGUGUGCACUCGUGUACAUACAUACGACCAUCUCACGUAUCUUCAGAACUACUAAAACAAACAUACAUACAUACAUUCAUACAUAAGUAUAUGGACAGACAAUUUAUAUGUAUAGAAAAAAGUAAGGAAUUUAGAAUAAAACAUUAAUAUACUUAAUAUAUUGAAGUUGGUUGACAUUAACGGAAUAUUGAAUUAAAAAUUAAUCUAAACAAUUAAAAAACACAUUCGUAAAUCAAUGUAAACUUAACGAGUUAAAUGCAUAAAUGUUUAAACAAAUACCUUUGCUGCUGAAUCUUAAUCAAACAAGCUAAACAACAACAAAUAAAACAACCAUAUUAAACAAACCGUUAAAUUUUAAAUAACAUUUAUUGCAUUGAUAUUUUACCGGAACCAAGAUGAAUAUAUAAAUAUACAAAUACAUACAAACAGUUGUAAAUUGAAGCCAUAGCCGGGCAAAAGAAAAUAUUUGAAAAUAAUUGAAAAUAUUUAAAGUUUCUAACAGAAAAAUAAACGGUUGUUUUCUAAUUUUCUAUGAAGCAUACAUUUGAUAUCAUCAUUUUAUUGGAACUUUUAAGACUUUACAUUAAGAAAUUAAAACCAAAAUGCAAAUUUAAACGAGCAAAGACUUGCAAAAAAAAAAUAAAUAAAUCAUAAGCAAAUAAUUAUGUACAAUUGUAUUGAAAAUUGUAUUAAUUAAGUACGCAUGUAUGUAAAUUUGUAAUUUUUAACGGUAAAAUCACUUACUUAAGGAUUUUCGUGUGUGGCAAAGUUCAAAAGCAGUUUCGAAGUACUUCUACAUAUUUGUACUCAUGUUUUUGCGCAUUUUGUAUUCGAAAUCGAAAAUCUCACUCCACAAAAAAAAGCUAUUUUCUUAUUUUUCACUUCACUUCACUUUAUGUACAUAUGUACAUCUAUACAAAUCUCUAUCUAGACUUUUUUCUAAAGCAUACUUACCUGCUAACUCGGGCCUCUCUUCAUUUGCUUUGAGAACCUCAGUGCUUGCACGUACAUAUCUGAACUUUUGUGUCCGCUUUCACUUGCACUGCUAACGGUAUUGGCAUGAGCCUCAAGAAGAGCUGCUUGAGCUUCCAAACUCUCAAUACACGUACAACUUAAAGCAUUAUAUGGAGUACUUACACCAACAACAGUGAGCAACAAUAUAUCUAUGCACACACAUACAUACAUAUGUAUAUAAGAGUGCACAUAUGUAUGUACUUUGAGCUACAUACAUUUGUAUAUACAUACAUAUUAUGUACAAAUGGCGGUUUUCAGCAGCAACAGAGGAGUUGAAUUUACCGUUAAGCCGAUAUACAAUAUACAAACUGGAGAAAUACCAUAAAAAAUAAUAAUAAAUAUUUGAUAUUUUCGAUGUGAAUUUAUUGCAUUCAUUUUGUGUAUGUAUUUGUAAUGUAAUUAGUUGGUAUUGUACUUAAUAAGAAGUAAUGUAAUGAUAGGCGAUGCGUUAAUGCGUUAAUUAAUAAUCUCACUUAGUACAUACAUACAUAUGUAUGUAUGUGCACACAUACAUAUUUACUUACUAUCUAUUUUAAAGAAGCCGAACGGAUUUGACGAAAUAUAUGUAUGUAAAUCGGUGAUUAAGUUAUUAUUGUUGUAUUGUAUAAAAAAUAAAUUAAGUGUUGUUAUAUUCUACAUACAAACAAACAUUUACUACUUAUAUAGUACAUACAUACAUACAUGCUCGCACACAUGGAGAAUACAUUGAUUAAUAUGUACCUAGACAUGUGCUUAUGCAAUUGUAUAUUUGGAGCGUUUUGAUAAAAUUGCAAUCUACCAUGUCAGUUCAGUUGAGAAUGUGGAGUGUUGUGAGGAGACGUGAGUGAAAUAAGUUUUGACUGCUGAAAUUUAAAACUAAUAAAAGCACAAGUGAUUUGGAAAGUGAUUACGGCGGCUGCUUACUGUAAGAACCGGUGAAAUAUUUAAUAAAAAAUAUAUUAAUUGAGUUGAUUUGUUUAUGAUGGA